AUGGCACUGUUAACUCCCGCCAACCACAGCAGCAUCCUUUUCACCCUGCGUGGCUUCCCAGGGGUGGAGACAGCGCACUGCUGGAUCGGCAUCCCCAUCUUUUCUGCCUACCUGUUGGCAGUCCUAGGCAACUGCACCAUUCUGUACGUCAUCUGGAUGGAGCUCAGCCUGCACCAGCCCAUGUACUAUUUCUUGGCCAUGCUGGCCACCACUGACCUGGGGCUCUGCCUCACCACCGUGCCCACCGUCCUGGGAGUCCUCUGGUUCCAGCUGAGGAAGAUCAGCAGACGUGGCUGCCUAGCUCAGAUCUUCAUCAUCCACACCUUCUCCUUCAUGGAGUCAGCUGUGCUCUUCGCCAUGGCCUUGGACCGCUUCGUGGCCAUCUGCAUCCCUUUGAGGUACACGGCUAUGCUGACCACCAGCAGAGUGGCCAGGAUUGGCCUGGUCCUUUUCCUGAGAAGCACCUUGCUCUUGAUCCCCUCCCUGUAUUUCCUCCUGCAGUUUCCUUACUGUCCAGUUGCAGUCCUGUCUCACUCCUACUGCAUUCACCAAGAUGUGAUACGCCUGGCCUGUGCCAACACGACCAUCACCAGCUACUAUGGCCUCACCCUCAUCCUCCUCACCAUGGGCUCGGACCUCCUCUUCAUCCUCAUCUCCUACAGCCUGAUCCUGAAGACAGUCCUGGGAAGAACCUCGGGGGGUGAAGGCCACCACAAGGCCCUGGGCACCUGCGUCUCCCACCUCUGCGCCGUCCUGGUCUUCUACGUGCCAGUCCUGGGGCUCUCCGUGGUGCACCGCUUUGGCCAGCACGCCUCCCCCCUUCUCCACGUCGUCAUGGGCAACAUCUACAUCCUCCUCCCACCCCUGAUGAACCCCAUCAUCUACAGCAUCAAGACCAAGCAGAUAUACAGCAGGAUCCUCCAAAUAGUCUCCCUCAAGAGAGUCUGA
Molecule: messenger RNA, 948 nt
Organism: Heteronotia binoei (common prickly gecko)
Lineage: Eukaryota; Metazoa; Chordata; Lepidosauria; Squamata; Gekkonidae
Product: olfactory receptor 51V1-like
Exons: 1
Coding region: 1-948 (315 amino acids)
Biological process (GO): G protein-coupled receptor signaling pathway
Cellular component (GO): membrane
Molecular function (GO): olfactory receptor activity; G protein-coupled receptor activity
Source: RefSeq, a predicted model, not a curated record